This is a messenger RNA of Engraulis encrasicolus (European anchovy), 2314 nucleotides long. It is a transcript of the gene ccne1, whose product is annotated as cyclin E1. Gene Ontology annotation, cellular component: cyclin E1-CDK2 complex; nucleus; cytoplasm. The transcript has 12 exons. Gene Ontology annotation, biological process: G1/S transition of mitotic cell cycle; regulation of cyclin-dependent protein serine/threonine kinase activity. The record is from RefSeq and is a predicted model, not a curated record. The coding region runs from base 263 to 1486 and encodes 407 amino acids. Lineage: Eukaryota; Metazoa; Chordata; Actinopteri; Clupeiformes; Engraulidae. Gene Ontology annotation, molecular function: cyclin-dependent protein serine/threonine kinase regulator activity.
UCUGUGGCUGCGUAGACCGGGCCAGUUUAUAAGACGAGGCGCAAACUUCUCGCGCCAGCUCAGAACAAGCAACCAAGCCACUGAGCACAUUGGGACUGGAUUGUGUGGUGCUAACAAAAGCUACGGGUCCUUUUUCUAUUUAUAAUGUUGUUCUGAGACUUUUCCCCACAUUUUGACAAUACAUCUUAUACGCCCAGGAUUACUUCAAGAGAGCAUCACUUUGAGGCUCUCCGUUUUCUAAAAUACAAGACUUGGGAAUAUAAUGCCAAGGAAAGGGCAAACGACUGAAACAGACCUCACAGUUGAUGUCCCCAAGCUGAAUGCAACGCGAUCACGAAAAAGGAAGGCAGAUGUUGCUAUUCAUUUACAAGAUCCAGAUGAAGAGGUGGUGGAAAUGACCAAAAAGAAACAAUGUGGAGGCCAGGCAUGUUGGAAUCCUGACGUCGCGUACACAAACCCUUGCCAGAGGAUCCCCACACCAGACGAGGAAGUGGAGAAGGUUACCGCCAGCCAUGUGGGGUUCACAGACUGUCAUUUCAGAAAUAUCCUCGUCACUCCUACGAGGGCAUCCCCUCUUCCAAGCCUUCGUUGGGCAAGCAAAGAUGAUGUCUGGAACAAUCUUUUGAAGAAGGAUGAGGCCUACAUCCAUGAUAUCCAUGUCAUGGAUCGGCAUCCUAGCCUCCAGCCGAAGAUGAGGGCGAUCCUGCUGGAUUGGCUGAUGGAGGUAUGUGAAGUAUAUAAGCUACACCGGGAAACAUUUUAUCUGGCCCAGGACUACUUUGAUCGAUUCAUGGCCACACAAACCAACGUGCUUAAAAGCACAUUGCAGCUCAUCGGUAUCUCGGCUCUCUUUAUCGCUGCUAAGAUGGAGGAAAUUUACCCUCCCAAGCUCCACCAGUUUGCAUAUGUUACUGAUGGGGCCUGCAUGGAAGAGGAGAUUCUGGCCAUGGAGAUGAUCAUCAUGAAGGAGCUGAACUGGAGCCUCAGCCCCUUGACGCCUGUGUCGUGGCUGAACAUCUAUAUGCAGGUGGCCUACCUGAAGACAGAGGAAGUUCUCAUUCCCCAGUACCCAGAGACGACAUUUGUACAGAUUACAGAGCUAUUGGACCUGUGCACAUUGGACAUUAAAAGUCUGGAGUUCUCCAGCGGUCUCCUCGCUGCCUCAGCCCUGUUUCACUUUUCUUCUCUGGAGCUAGUGGAGAAAGUUUCAGGGCUGAAGUGGAGUGAGUUGGAGAAGUGUGUAAAGUGGAUGGUGCCGUUCGCCAUGUCCAUAAGGGAGAUGGGCAACAGCGGCCUCAAGACCUUCAAAGGGGUCGCGCCUGAAGACAUGCACAACAUUCAGACUCAUGCGGCCUAUCUGGACUGGCUGGGUAAGGUGUACACGUAUCAGACGGUGGACCUAGAGCGAAGCCAGAGCUCACCUGUUCCCUCCGGGGUUCUCACGCCUCCCCCCAGCAGUGAGAAGCCUGACGGGGCAACACCCUGAACAGAAACCCCACCCCGCCCCCAACUAGUUUAUAAAAUGGUGGACCAAAAUUGUGGGAGGUGCCUAAAUGAACUGCUGAUGGUUCCGUGCAUGAAACUCAUCAACUCACACAAGGUUGCCACCUAAAAUGUGCACAGGACUUUAAAUCCAGUUUCUAUUCUAUCAGACUUGAAUUGGCUCCUGUUGGGAGUUCCUUUUUUAUUGCUUUUUUGUCAAUUGAUUUCUGUUUUUUUAAUGGAAAUUUUUAAUUGAUUACACAACGGAAAGGAUGCAUUGUAAAGUAACUCCAGGCUGUACCCUCUCUGCCAAGGAACAUUUAAAAGAAAAAAAACAAAUCAGAGUUGCUAAAAAGCUCUGACUGCUGCUAGAAACGAGGGGUAGGAUACAGACAGAUGGACGAAUGCAGAAGACCCUGCUCGGAUUUUGGCUGGCUGGGUGGCUGUGUGUUUGGGGCGGGUUUUGAGUUGCGCGUUGGCCCAUGCUGCCUCACUGCCAUUUUGGACUUUGGAGAUACGGCCUGGCCAGCAGGUUGCUGCAGAGACCCCCACCCCCAAGUGGACCAGCGGCCAAGCCCCAGAGCAGAGGAAAACGCCAGCUUCAGAAGCUUAGACUGUGGUCUCUUAUUUAACUUUGACUCGUACGGAAGGCCUCUCAACCUCCCCACCCCUACCUUCUUCCCCCACGAGACAGAAUUUACCAAAAUGAACAAUUUAUUUUCAUUUGUGUUUUUUGUUUUGUUUUUAUUAUUAUUUUAAACAUGACAUGCUGCUACUUUUGUGUACUGUUUUUAAAUAAAGGCUCUGUCGCAAGACAGCACUUAUGUUUUAA